GAGAAAGAUAUUUUUAGAGAGAGAGAGACAGAGAAAGGGGUAAGUAGUAUUAUGUGCAACGAAGAUACUUCUCCUCUCCAACACAGCUCUAUGAUCGACACAAAACCCACUCUGACCCUUAAACCCUCUCGCAAAACCCGAUCCAAGACCCGGAAACCCAAGUUCCUCAGCCUCCGCCUAGAGCUGACCCAGCAAUCCGGCGAAAUGACCACCACGACAAUCUCCGCAGCCACGCGCCGCCAGCUCAACCUUUUCCCACUCCACCCAGAAACCUCAUCAGUCGAAGAAAAGGACACCGUGGCAUACUUCUUCGACUCCGCGGACGGCGGCGCCACCACCCUCACCACCCUCCUCGGCACCGGAUCUUCGUCGGAGGACGACACCACCGCCGUGUCGCCGCCCUCGCUAACGUACGCCUACGGGGGGCAGGAUAGCGAGGAGGAGGGGAAGUUGCUGGUACGGACGGCUCUGAGGAACAAGGAAAGAGACGCGAGUGAAGAGAAGUGGGUGUCCUAUUCGGAGGUUGUAGAGAGAAAAGAUGAGGAAGUUACUAGCUGUGCCGCGGACCUACGGUGUGGAGCAAGGAAGAUGAAAGGGUUGUCGUUGAAGCUUGAUUAUCAGGAGAUCUUGAAUGCUUGGUGUGAUAAGGGCCCACUUUAUAUUCAGCUGGAGUCUCCACAAACCGUCCCUGAUCUCCACGAUGACUCUUCUAAUGGGUUGAAGGAUGGUCGGGGAAGUAAUGGAGGGUUGUGGACAGUUCCAGAAUAUAGCAUUAGCAAUGGCUGUGAUGAUAGUGGCAAUAAUAUCAAAGUAAAAGAGGAAGUAGUAUUACAAGGUGGAGGAGAGGAGUGGAAGUUAGGGCAAAGAGAAGCUAGUGUGUUGAGGUACAAGGAGAAGAGACAGAACAGGCUUUUCUCCAAACGUAUCCGUUAUGAAGUUCGAAAAAUCAAUGCAGAGAAGCGUCCUCGUAUGAAGGGGCGAUUUGUGAAGAGAAGUUGAAAAGUUAUAAAAUGUUGGACAUGUUAAAUUGUAGUCAUCAUAAGGAUUAAAGAGCAUGUUCUUUUGUGUGCAUUUUUUUUUUUUUCCGGGUUUUUUUCAGGUUGCUUGUUACAUUGUAAAGGAAGUGAUAAAUGGCAUGGCAAGUCCAAAAAAAACAUUGCACCCAAGAAAAAAAUUAAAAUUGUAGAGGUAUUGUAAAAUUCUGCAGAAUAAACCAAAAGAAUAAUACAUGCAUUAGAUCAGAUAAUUUGAGUUAAUAUUACCUAUCAA
This is a messenger RNA of Camellia sinensis, 1269 nucleotides long. RefSeq lists its product as uncharacterized. Gene Ontology annotation, molecular function: protein binding. Gene Ontology annotation, cellular component: nucleus. The record is from RefSeq and is a predicted model, not a curated record. NCBI's taxonomy places the organism in Eukaryota, Viridiplantae, Streptophyta, Magnoliopsida, Ericales, Theaceae. Gene Ontology annotation, biological process: regulation of DNA-templated transcription.